UUGCGUCCAUCCUUGUUUACCGCAGUCGUCGAUUAGAGCGCAAUCGAUACUGAAGAAACUCCACACAAAAGAACAAGGUAUCGAUUUAUGAACAGCGCAACUCCCUCAACAUUUUCAAGGUUAGGGCAGUAGUUUAAACAGCCAAAAAAAAACUGCAUUGGUGUUUUAAGAUUCUCACAUCUGCGCCUCGUUUUCUCAGUAAUCUAAACUUUACCCAGUUAAAGCCUGAAUUGGAGUUAAAGCCUGAAUUGCCCAAGGUAUAAAAUAUGGCACGGUGGUGUGCUAUAUCGUUUGUGGUCUUUGGCGUGUGUUUCGUGGGGUUGAUUCGACCGAGCAUCCAGUCAUCCUGUACAUCAGACUGGUCCUACAUGACCAGUGAUGCGGCCGACCGCGGCCAUCGACUGGCCGGCCACCUGGUUCGCAACAUCACCGGUGUGCGUUCCCGGGCCGAGUGCCUGAGCUUUUGCCUGCGACAGGGCACCAGCUGCCUGUCCAUGAACUUCGCCGAGGCGCUGGGUAUCUGUCAGGUGAACGGAGCGACUAGGUCCAGCGAUCCGAGCGACCUGGUGGAAGACAAGGAUUUCGAUUAUUACGACCCACCCUCCAGCGGUCACUGGCAGGAUAGUGCAACCUUCACUUGUUCCGAUACCGACGUGUGCUUCAACUCGGGAUCCUGCACCGAGUUCUGCCAUCCGCCCUGGUUCCGAUGCGACUGCGCUGACGGGUUCGCUGGAGAGCAGUGCACCCUCUCCACAUCGUACGAUGGGGUGGCUUCGUCCUGCUCCGCCUACUAUUCAGCCGGCCAUACCACCAGUGGUGUGCUCCAGGUCAAACCGGACAGCGGCGCUGCCUUCGAUGUCUACUGUGACAUGACCACGGACGGCGGAGGCUGGGCCGUGUUUCAGCGCCGUUGGGACGGCUCAGUGGAUUUCUACCGCUCGUGGAGCGACUACGUCAAUGGGUUUGGCUCCCUCAGCGGCGAGUUUUGGUUAGGAUUGGAGAAGUUGUAUCGUCUGGCCUACACCACCCGAACCCUGCGCGUGGACCUGGUGGAUUGGGGCAACGGGGCCUACUAUGCACAGUACGCCUUCUACAUCCACGCUUCCAAUGACAGAUAUCGUGGUUUCUUCUGGAGCUACAGUGGCAAUGCAGGCGAUUCCCUGUCUUAUCACAACAACAACGUCUUUUCUACUUACGACUACGACGGGGACAACUCGGGCAGCAACUGCGCCUCCACUUACCACGGCGCCUGGUGGUUUAACAGCUGCCACCAUUCCAAUCUUAACGGGAAGUACUUCAACGGAGGUUACAACUCUGAGAAUGCUGUAGGGGCUGUCUGGUAUUAUCUACACGGGCACGGCUACGCGAUGAUGCAGACCUACAUGAAAGUGCGAUAAACGAAACGGACACUCGAUGUACUGCAACUUACAUGUGUUUGCUUCUCAAAACAUUGAGCGUUCUGCAUGCAACGGUUUCGUUUGGAACGUUCUUUGAACGUUCUUUGGGGAUAAUGCAUGGCUUGCAACCUAAUUUUCUCUACGUGUUCUUAAACGUUUGGGCCGAACAAGCGUUCACAAAAGGCGUUCCAUAUCGGAACACAUUUAUUAUGAUGGAAUCUUUAUUUUGUUGAGAGUAUGAAAAAUAGCCAAAACGUAAAUACGUUGUUAUGCCGAACCUUUUCAUUGAUUGAAGGUUGUGAAAUCAUGAUACUGUAGUUGACCUCGUAGGCCUACAUGUAUAUACAAAUAGGGCCAGAUUCAGCGUCCCUGAGCGCUGGGAACCAUCGAAAAUAAAAGCCUUAAAAGUAAGAUUUUCCUCUUUCCAAGAUUGUUUACCUCAUCGUUACUUAUCCCUUCAAGUCUUGGUUUAAAUUUCACAUUGUAAAAAUUCACUAUGUACAGAUUUAGUAUAAUACCACAUUUUUGCACAAUAAAAAGAUAGAAGCUAUAUGAUUCUUGUAAAGUUUAAAAAAAUAAAUACUCGUAUUAAAAGGGAAGAACUGAAUUAA
Molecule: messenger RNA, 2008 nt
Organism: Patiria miniata (bat star)
Lineage: Eukaryota; Metazoa; Echinodermata; Asteroidea; Valvatida; Asterinidae
Product: microfibril-associated glycoprotein 4-like
Exons: 5
Coding region: 267-1397 (376 amino acids)
Source: RefSeq, a predicted model, not a curated record